AUGGGUACCUUUGAGGCUACUAAGCUCACUGCUCUCAGAUCAGAAGAACAACUGAGCCUACUCAAUGAAAUCGACACGCUUCGUCGUUCUGGCAUUAGUGAUCAUGUCUCCUUGCCACAGAUUGCCGUUUGUGGAGAUCAAUCUAGUGGAAAGAGCUCCUGCCUAGAAGCCAUUUCGGGGAUACCAUUUCCACGCAAAGAUACCUUGUGUACUCGCUUUGCUACUGAGCUUGUUCUUCGCAAAAGUUCUGUGGAGUCAGUCGUUAGGUCCCAGAAAGAGAGUCAAAGACUUGCCGGCUUUCAGUACACGCUUCAAUCUUUCGACAAGUUACCGGAAUUGAUAGAAUAUGCCAAGAUUACUCUCGGUCUUGACAAGCCUGGAAGCGGGUUCUCUUCAUACAUCCUUCGCAUCGAGAUCUCCGGCCCAACAAGACCUCACCUAACAGUCGUUGACUUACCUGGCUUGAUUCACGCCAAAAAUGAUGAUGAGAAUGACGAAAAUGUGGAGGAAGUGGUAUCUGAACUCGUUUACUCAUAUAUGCGCCGUCCAAGAACAAUCAUAUUGGCAGUUGUCUCUGCGCUGAACGAUCGGGCUCUUCAAGCAGUACUAAAGCAAGUCAAAGCAGUGGAUCCACACGGCAGGCGCACAAUUGGCUUAAUCACGAAGCCUGACACUCUAUUCGAGGACUCCGAGAGUGAGAAAGACUUCGUUAAGCUAGCUUUAAAUGAAGUAACGCAACUCAGACUUGGUUGGCACGUACUGAGGAACCGCGAUUUCAACACGAAACAUGUCACUUCUGUGGAGAGAGAUAGAAUAGAAGAAGAGUUUUUCUCUCAAGGAAUUUGGAAGACCUUGCCUCGAGGGAUUUUAGGAGUUGCACAGUUACGAGGGCGUCUAAGCAGAGUUCUCUUGGAUCAUAUCAAGUCAGGGCUACCAGCUCUUAUUCGCGAAAUUCAAAACAUCUUGCACGAGUCACAGCAAGCUCUUACAAAGCUCGGGGAUCGCCGCGGAAACGCUGAACAACAACGUUUAUAUCUUCUGAAGUAUAGCCAGCAAUUUACAAAUAUCUGCAGAGCCUCGUGUGACGGUAUAUACGAGGACAAUUUUUUUGGAGAUAUUGCUAGUGAAGGGUUCAAGACUCGCAGAUUCCGAGCUGUUGUUCAAAAUCUGAACCUCGCAUUUGCCGAAAUUGUGCGGCUAAACGGCCAACAUAUCAAUCUCCGGGGUAAUGGACUGGAAGGGAAAAGUGAUGAGGCUAUCUCAUGGGUUCGGGACAUGCUAAUCUCUUCGAGAGGAAGAGAAUUGCCAGGAACGUUCAGCCCGAUGCUGAUUGGAGAUCUAUUCAGAGUGCAAUCGAAGCCAUGGGAAAUCAUCUCCAAAAUCCACCUUCAGGAUAUCUGGACAAAAGCUCGUGGUCAUUUAGAGGAUAUACUGUCUUCUCUUAUGGAUUUGGAGGCAUACAUGGCGUUGCGUAUGCUUUACGUCGAUCCAUUAAUGGAAAAGCUGCUCAAGAAGGCCACUAAUGAAAUGGACAGGUUGUUCCAUGAUCGGCAUAGACAUGCCAUUACAUAUAAUCAUUACUUCACAGAAACCGUCCAGGAAAUUUCUGAUGCUCGUGACCAAAAAAGGCUCUUGGAAGCCUUGGAGAAAGUGUUUCCUUUGGACGACUACGCUCAGACUCGUACUGGACCGAAGGAUCUCUCGACCAUAUGCUCUAUGGUGUCGGGAUCAAUACCAGACAUGGAUACGCGUGCUAGCAUCGAACUCCUUGAUCAUUUGGAAGCCUUUUACAAGGUGGCAGUGAAGACUUUCGUGGACAAUGUAUCUGUCCAGAUUAUAGAAGCAUCCAUCGUGGACAGCCUUGCGGAUAUCUUCAGUCCACUUGCAGUAGCACAGAUGACCAGUGAACUCGUUUCCCAAAUUGCUGCCGAGUCACAGGAAAACCAAACCCAAAGAGAGCGGCUGGAAAAGAAGAUACAUAUUCUAGAGGAAGACCUAAAGAUCUGCAAAUGGCAUGCGAGUCGCUAUGCUUCGGAAGUUGCUCUUGGGGGCUCUCCGACCCCCGUAUUACAGAUACCAAAGUCUCAUGCGCCCUCUGUAGCUGGAUUAUACAUCUCGAAUGUUUCAAUUGUGAAGGCCGACGCCGGAUUUGAGGCAGCUGAUCAAGGAGAAACAAACAUUGUAGUGGAGGAGGCUCCUGCUCACACAUACUCGGCAAAAAAAGAUGAAGGAAUAGAUAAUAUUCCCGUGUGGAGAGUUAGGAGAGAAAAGAAAUCCAAGAGGGAGAAAUUUCGGACCGCCCCACGUGUUGCAAGUGAUGAUAGAGGAAGCUGGGGCUCUGCACCUCUGGAGGAGACACAAUUUUCAGACUAA
This is a messenger RNA of Botrytis porri, 2373 nucleotides long. RefSeq lists its product as uncharacterized. Gene Ontology annotation, cellular component: membrane; microtubule; cytoplasm. The transcript has 5 exons. NCBI's taxonomy places the organism in Eukaryota, Fungi, Ascomycota, Leotiomycetes, Helotiales, Sclerotiniaceae. Gene Ontology annotation, molecular function: GTPase activity; microtubule binding; GTP binding. The coding region runs from base 1 to 2373 and encodes 790 amino acids. The record is from RefSeq and is a predicted model, not a curated record.